Messenger RNA from Dovyalis caffra, 249 nucleotides. Lineage: Eukaryota; Viridiplantae; Streptophyta; Magnoliopsida; Malpighiales; Salicaceae. The record is from the annotation of a GenBank genome assembly.
AUGAAAGUACGCCAUGCUGGUGAUGUCCUAUUGUUUAUCGCUUAUGAUGGACCUUCAAGAAGCAGAACGAUCAAGUUGAAGGAGGAUCGUCGUGAACUUUCAUGUCAUGAUAACUUGAGCAUUGAUUUGUCUCUUGGCGUGAAAAGGUGUGGGGUAUAUCUUCACUUUGAUGAAAACCUAGCUAGCAAGAAGUACUUUGAUGAGUAUUUGAGUGAAGAGGAUUCGGUUGACGAGGUCGAUUACGAAUGA